Messenger RNA from Musa acuminata AAA Group (dessert banana), 1611 nucleotides. RefSeq lists its product as uncharacterized. NCBI's taxonomy places the organism in Eukaryota, Viridiplantae, Streptophyta, Magnoliopsida, Zingiberales, Musaceae. The record is from RefSeq and is a predicted model, not a curated record. The coding region runs from base 760 to 1491 and encodes 243 amino acids. The transcript is spliced from 7 exons.
ACACGAUUUAUGAUGAAUGUAAUGGAACCAUGAAGAAGCUUCCAAGAAACCCACGGUUGUCUAAAUAUCUCGUCCAUUUUGCUCCAUCUCCACCGUCUAACCUAAUCUGAACGGUUCAUGUUCUUCCCGCUCAUGGAAAGGAAAGGGCAAUUCGCGUAAAUCAUUCUGAGUCAACGGUCAACUUGUAUGUUUAUUUCGCUUAGUAAGUAAUUAGCAAGACGAUUACUGUUGUUUAGGCUGCUAAUUACGGGGUAGAGGGAGGCACGUGUCGCCCAUCUAAGCCGCCCACUCCGCAACCCUUCUCCGCCUCCGACCUCCAUUUCUCUGUUUCAUUUAGAGGAAGGAGAGAAGAAUUCCAGCUUCCUCGACCUCUCUCUUGCUUCCAUUGCACAGCGAUCCGUUCUGCAUUAUGAAGAUGGAAUACGAAGAGCGAUACCGACAGAUUCAGAGUCCUAAAUAUGAUUGCCUUCUCUUCGGUAAGUCUUCUUGAUCUUUUUGUCCUCCCAAGAUCUUGUUUUGUAGCUUACAGAUUACCAAGGCGAUUAAAGAUGAGGCCUUUCGAGCUUUUCUGAGCACAUAAAUUCCCCAUUGUUUUCGUGCGCGCGUCCAGAUCUUGACGACACGCUCUACCCGUUGAGUUCCGGCAUCGCCGCUGAGUGCCGCAGAAACAUUGGAGAUUAUUUGGUUGAGAAGCUUGGGAUCGAGGACAGCAAGAUAUCGGACUUGUGUAAUCUACUGUACAAGAAUUAUGGGACGACGAUGGCUGGUCUGAGGGUAAUCCGAGAACGCAAGCUGCUCUUCUUUUUUGCUUACGUUUCAUGGCAGACUUUGUUCUUGUGCUUAUGCCGACGUUUUCCUUGUGUUGCUCAGGCCAUCGGCUACAGCUUCGACUAUGACGAUUACCACAGAUUCGUUCAUGGAAGAUUGCCAUACGAGAAUCUAAAGGCCGAUCCUGUGCUCGGGUCACUCCUCCUGAGUCUUCCGCUUCGCAAAGUCGUAUUCACGAAUGCCGACAAAGCGCACGCUGCCAAAGUGCUGAAGAAGCUGGGAUUGGAAGACUGUUUCGAAGGAAUCAUAUGCUUCGAGACUCUGAACCCACCGACCUCUUCCCGUGGAACGGAAACCUCAAGCGAAGUCUUCGACAUCGUCGACCACUUCGCUCGUCCUGACGCCGGAGUUGCACUGCCGAGGACACCGGUGCUGUGCAAGCCAUCGCCGGACGCCAUGGAGCGCGCUCUCAGCAUCGCCAACAUCGACCCCCACAGAACAGUUUUCUUCGAUGACAGCGUGCGGAACAUUCGGGCGGGUAAACGCAUCGGUCUGCACACUGUGCUGGUGGGCACUCGGCAUAGAGUCAAAGGGGCUGAUCACGCUCUGGAGAGCAUCCACAACAUGAGGGAAGCAUUGCCUGAGCUGUGGGAGGAGGCUGAGAAAUCAGACAGCAUUCGGUACUCGGGCAAGGUUGCAAUGGAGACAUCGGUGAAAGCUUAGUUCAUCAUCAUCAUCAUGAUCAUCUUCCUCUGGAGUUCAUGUGUACCUUGCACAAUUUGUAGCUCAGCUGUGUAGAACGAGUACCCAGAAAUAAAAACUUCUACACCUCCUUUCUGUCUA